GCGAGCGGCGCAGUCGCCGCAGCCGCCGAGCCCCGCGGCGCCCGCUCCGUGCUCCGUCCGCCCGCCGGCCGGCAGCCCGCCGCGAUGCCUUAGAGCCACGAGAGCUGCCCCAGAGGACUCACCUCGGAAGCCAGCAGCCCCCGAGUGAUUUGUGUGCGCUGGUGGGCUCCACUGCCACACCUGGGGAGUCAUCCUCCGUGCCGGCCCCACCCCAGCCCCGAGCCAUGGAGGCUGCGGAGGUCCCCGUGGGUUCCCUGAUUGACUUUGGGACUGAGGCACCCACCUCCUGUUCCCUGGAGGCGCCGGCUCCAGCGCAUCAGGACAGGGAUGGGGACGGCUCCCUGGGCGACGGCGCGUCCGAGAGUGAGACCACUGAGUCGGCAGACAGUGAGAACGACAUGGGCGAGUCGCCCUCACACCCGUCCUGGGACCAUGACCGCCGCUCCUCCUCCAACGAGUCCUUCUCCUCCGGCCAGAGCACGGAGUCGGCGCAGGACGAGGAGAGCCUGGCACUCAGGGAGUUCAUGCGCAGCUACGUGGAGAAGAUCUUCUCUGGAGGGGAGGACUUGGACCAGGAGGAGAAGGCCAAGUUUGGAGAGUACUGCAGCGGUGACAGUGGCCAAGGGCGGGAGUGGUUUGCCCGAUACGUGAGCGCCCAGCGCUGCAACUCCAAGUGUGUCUCGGAGCCCACCUUCUACCGCCUCGUGCAGUCUUUCGCUGUGGUGCUGUUCGAGUGCCAUCAGAUGGACGACUUCGGGCCGGCCAAGAACCUCAUGACCAUGUGCUUCACCUACUACCACCUCGGCAAACCUCACCUGCUCCCCCCCCAGGCCAAGGAGAAGCCUGCAGGGAGCAUCGACUCGUACCUGAGGUCGGCCAACAGCUGGCUGGCCGAGAAGAAGGACAUCGCCGCACGGCUGCUCAAGGACACCUCGGCCACCACCGAGAACGCGAGGGGCUUUUUCGGGGGCCUGGAGACCAAGCUGAGGGGACCCCUGGUCAAGAGAAAUGAGGAGGAUGAGGACAAGGCCAAGCAGAAGCUGCCCAAGACGGUGACGGUGUGCAGUCCAGAGGACGAGAGGAAGGGGGAGAAGAUCUACCUGUACACGCACCUCAAGCAGCAGCCCAUCUGGCACACGCUGAGGUUCUGGAACGCAGCCUUCUUCGACGCCGUCCACUGCGAGAGGAGGAAGCGGUCCCCCACCACCAGGGAGAAGUGGUGCCACAUGACCCAGGAGGAGCGUGACGACAGCCUCCGCUUCAACGAGAACAUCACCUUUGGGCAGCUGGGCACCUUCACUCACAACAUGCUGGCCUUCGGGCUGAACAAGAAGCUGUGCAAUGACUUUCUCAAGAAGCAGGCUGUGAUUGGCAACCUGGACGAAGAGCAAUACAAGCUGCUUAGUGACCACAUUGAACAAAUGGCAGCCGAGUAGAGGACGGGGUGCGCCCCGCUUUCCUGGGCCAGCGACUGGCCGUCUCCCUCGAUGACCCUGCAUGACACCAGCAGCGCCCAGAGCCACUCCUCGCUGCCCUGCGGCUCGCAGUUAGAAGAACCCGGCGCCCGUGCUCCUGUCCGCCUGCAUCUGCCCCCGCCCACGUGCCAGAGUGAUCGUAUGGUGAAGUCCGAGGUGGCUGUCUGUACCCCGCGUGCCGGGCUCGUGAGAUGAGACUGAGAGAGGAGGCGGAGGGAGGCCGUGGCGGGGUGGGCACAGGGCAGCGUCUGCCUAGGCCUCCUCUGAGGACCCUGGAUAAGGGCAGGCGUGAGAUGGGGACGUGGGGGGCAGGCCUGGGGGUCUGCAGACAGCAGGGACCACUCCCUGCCGAGCCGUGCGGGCUGGGCUCGUGGCUGCACUUGCCCUUCCUUUCUCCCUCCCCGACACAGGGACUGGAGGCGACCCCUCCUUCCUUUAGGGAAUGAACGCCUGUGUAGAAGACACUGUCCUGCUGUAUGUAGCAAGCCCCGCCCCUUGCCCCCCCACCCCAGGGCUGGCCGCGUCCUGCAGGCGCUGUGGGCUGCACGGUCUUGCUGGAAUCUGUGCAGGCCGUCUGCAGCCCACAGCCUCCUCUGAAGCCGAGUCACCGGGGUCCCAGGGCGGGAGCCACAGGGGCGGCCACCGGAGAGCCGUCUUUCCUAAGACAGACACCUGCUGUUCGUUCAGGUCACGGCCAGCGGGGAGGCGGCUGGGGCAGCAGCUGCGGGGGGCCAGCCAGCCCGGUGGACCUGGCUGUGUGUCCAAGCCCUGUGCGGCCCAGGCCUUCAUGUCUUUCCGACCCCCGCAGACGUGCCCUUCAUCUCGUCUCUGGUACCAGAGACCACGGCUCCCCUCCGUGCGCUGGGCCAGGCACAGUGGGCCAGCCGCGGGCACCGAGGUCUCACCCUCAGCACCCAGCGUGCGGGCCCAGAGCCUGCCCCAGAACCCCCGAGCCCCCGAGCCCCCUGCACAUGUUGCUGGCUAGGCUGGGCUCCCUUUGCCUCCUGCUGUAGCUGUCUGGGCACUGACCCUGACGCGGGGCCUGGGCUCUCCCUGUCACCCCCGCCUUCCCUCACUACCUCCGCCAGCGCUCCGUCGGAUUAAAUCACUGUCUCAUCUGUGAGCACAGAGAUGCGCGCCUGGUCGUCACUUCCCAUCAGUGCCCGCAAGGUCGUCCUGGGGAUGCCUCCCCGCGUGGUCCACGGAAUGCGGAUUGGCUGAGCCAUAGAACACGUGUCUUGGGGGCGAGGGGGUGAUAAGACAGAGGCAGCAUAAGACAUAGGAUCCUCGGGACACACUCCUGCCAGCCGGGGAGACAGGGCCAGGCUCGGGGGCUGAUGGCAUGAUACACGUGUGUGUGCGUACGCCCCACUCACGCGUGUGCACCUUAGAUUCUGCCCACCAGGGAAGCCCUCAGCAUGACCACGUUGGCGGUUUGCUUGCUGUGUGUUAGGGCAGGUUGUGCAAGCUGGGGCACCCCCCCAUCAUCAGGCCCUAAGUAGCACAGGUCUCUGUGGGGUCUGUUUUAGAGAAAUUAAUGGAGUACAGGCCCCUCCCUGCUCCGGUGCACCCCCAAAAUGUACCCCCAGGGCCCCAGCAUGUCGCGCUCCUGGCCCCUCUGUGACCUGGGACCGAUGUGUCGUUUGCUGUCAGCGUGACAUGAAUGCACUGAGACUCUGAGGACCCGCAGGCUUCCGCCCUCCCACACAGGCGCUCAGGAUUCUUGUGCAGAAGUUCUCAUUUCCGGGGGCAAAGAACUGGAUUCUGAGAUGCCCUCCCGGGGUGCCGGGCUUUGUUUCUGCUUUUCCCAGCACAUUAACUUCAGAAAUGCACACACACACACACACACACACCCUCCACCCCGCCGCCACAGACUCGUCAAAGAGCCGUCUCAGGAGGAAUUUGGACAUGGUGUGUCUGCAGGCCUCACCCCCCACGGGAUGGGGGCGGGGGCGGGGGGCUGCCCCGCCAGCUCCUGCUGUGCUGGUGAACAUUUCAGC
Molecule: messenger RNA, 3475 nt
Organism: Lepus europaeus (European hare)
Lineage: Eukaryota; Metazoa; Chordata; Mammalia; Lagomorpha; Leporidae
Product: KIAA0513 ortholog
Exons: 12
Coding region: 225-1436 (403 amino acids)
Source: RefSeq, a predicted model, not a curated record